Messenger RNA from Aspergillus oryzae RIB40, 1644 nucleotides. Its product is annotated as cytochrome P450. The transcript has 3 exons. Gene Ontology annotation, molecular function: oxidoreductase activity, acting on paired donors, with incorporation or reduction of molecular oxygen; monooxygenase activity; heme binding. The coding region runs from base 1 to 1644 and encodes 547 amino acids. Lineage: Eukaryota; Fungi; Ascomycota; Eurotiomycetes; Eurotiales; Aspergillaceae. The record is from RefSeq and is a predicted model, not a curated record.
AUGGACUUUGGUGGUAUCCUCCUGCACCUGGAGGCCAGAUCCAUGGCGACAGUCCUCAUCGCAGGACUUUUGGUGUAUUGGGUCGGCUCUGCCAUUUUCCUCGCAGUCGUACACCCUCUGGCUAAGUUUCCCGGUCCAAAACUCGCAGCUGCCUCUGACUGGUGGUUGGUUUACCAUGAGUGGUUCUUGGGGAAGUCUCUGACGGAUAUUUUGUUUGACUUGCAUCAAAAUUAUGGUACGAUAAAUGUUCCGUAUGGGGGAUUACAGGACCUGUGGUUAGAUAUGGACCGUAUCGCGUAUGUUGUACAAUCCUUGACAUGGGAGUCAGCAUUAGAGGCUAAUUCACUUGUAAAGCUGCAUUUUUCCUCAAUGCAGGCUUACUCGGAUAUCUACAACGUGAAAUCCAAAUGGGACAAGGACCCUGAAGUAUACAAAGCGAUAGUGGAUACAUCCUCCGCGUUCGGGCUAAGAAACUACCAUGAAGCCAAAGAACGACGGGAUCUGAUCUGGCCGUUCUACUCGCGACAAAGCGUUCAAAGAAUGCAGAAGGCCAUCAAUCGACAGAUAGGCUAUAGAGAACUAUUUAGGACAAGAACUUUCUUGGUAGACCAGCUUGACAAACAGAACCAGGAAGGGAAGUUGUCGAACAUGUCGAUGGCUUUCCGCUGUUUAGCCCAAGACAUAAUGGCGGAUAUAUGCCUGGGGAAAUCCUUUGGUACUCUUGAAGAGAGAGAUUUUGGGUCGCCAUUAAUCCACGCCUUAGAUGAGGGUCUCGAAAGUUACGUCCUUAUGAAAAGUUUCCCAACACUGAGAAACAUCCUCUACUCCAUCUCUGCAAUGGUUACUCUUCCAGGAGAAGCUGAAUUUGCCACUUACGGAACGAUCGUGGCAGACCAUGUUACUCGAGGGAUUCAGCAACCUGAUACUAUUCCGCCUAACACUAUGCUAGGCUUCCUGGUACCAACAUCGUCAAACACCGCAAAGGAGGCGCCACAGCCGAAGCUGAGUCAAGGCCAUAUGACUGAGGAGCUUCAGACGUUUGUUAUUGGAGCCGGCGAAACAGUAGCCAGCGCGAUGGUCCAAGGUCUAAGCGGCAUCCUACAGAGCCCUGACCUCUACAAAAACGUGUACGAGGAAAUUGUCCAAGUUUGGCCGGAAACGGAUGGACCGGUUCCCCCAAUCGAAGUGCUAGAAAAAUUACCGCUGUUGACGGCCGUGAUCAAAGAGGCUCUUCGACUAACGCAUGGUGUUGUGACGCCUCUGGCCCGGGUCAUUUCGGCUGGUGGUGCUUGCAUUGAUGGGCAUCAUGUCCCUGGUGGGACAAGCGUUGGAACAUCGCAUGUUUUCAUCCACAUGUCAUCGGACUAUUACGAUGCACCUGACGAGUUUCGGCCCGAACGAUGGUUAGGAAGUUCCUCAGAUAAACACCUGGUUGCCUUCUCCAAGGGCCCUCGCGGGUGCAUGGGGAUCAACCUGGCCUGGUGUCAACUCUAUCUUGUCUUGGCCACUCUGGUCAGGACUGUCCAGAUGGAAUACCCUGCGGAUCUAAAUGACAUCAAGAUCAAGUGGAAAGACUGUUUUCAGCCGCUGUACUACGGAAGACCACUCCAGGUACGAUGUACUCGUGCGGAGGGGCAUUCCUAA